AUGGGUGGGGGCGUAGCCUGCUACAUCCAUCACUCACUCAAGGCUAGGCUGAUUGCGACCUCUGCAGCAACUCAUAUUAAUGCCCCUGAAUUUCUUAUGAUCGAGAUUCGACUGCCAUGUAAUGAAACUGUCUUAUUUGCGUCAGUAUACAGAAGACCGAAGGGAUUUCUCCUUCAUGAUUUUGCUCAAGCACUUACUAAUGUCUCACAUCUCUACAAGAACAUCAUCAUAGGUGGCGAUCUAAAUUGUAACCUACUGACAAAUAGUUUUGAGGCUAACUUCCUGCGUGAUCUCAUGUCUGGUCUAUCCAUGAGUAUUAUUCAAUCCGACGCCACUUAUCAUACGGCUACCUCUGACUCAUGGCUAGAUGUCCUAGCGGUGGAUGAUUGUGAGAAAGUCCUUAGAUUUUACAAAUCCGAAUGCCCGUUCAUUGCGGGACAUGAUCUAAUUGAACUGUCGCUUUCACUGGGCACGAAGUUAGUCGCAGAACGUACCAUGUUAAGGCGCUGUUAUCGAGCUAUCGAUGCUGAUGAAUUCCUUGACCAUCUUCAGUCCUUAAUUGAGAGUCCUGAGGUUUUGGCUUGUGUUAGUGCUGCCUCUGAUUGCGGUAAUGUUCGUUGCGACCAAUCGUCUGCGUCUCUAGUUGAUAGAUUCUGCUCUGUACUGUCUGAGACUGUUCUCAAUACUCUUGAUGUGGUUGCACCAGAGCGUGUUUUUAUCAUUAAUAAGCCCCCUGUGCGGUGGCUUACAAGCGAUCUUAAGUCCAGAAUUCGCAUUCGCAACCAGGUUUACAAGCGUGCUAAACGUUCAAACAGCAUACUUGGUUAUUUUUUAUACAGACAAUUUUGUAACCAGCUCAAUUUGGAUAUUAAACGUGCCAAAAGUGAAUUUCAAUUUAACUCUCUUAAAACAAUCACCGACCCUGCAAAAUUGUGGAGAGAGUUGGCACGUCUGGGUCUUGUGAAGUCUUCUUCAGUAUCUCCUCUACAUUAUUUCACACCUAGUCAAUUGAAUGCACACUACGUCUCUGUUUCUGAUGCUCAUUCGCCUUGCUUAUAUGAGGACUUUAUUUCUGCUAUUGCUCGUGUCACUUGUCCAUCCGAACGUCCUGAGUUUGCUUUUUCUGCGAUUACGCCUCUCACGAUCUUUCAACUUAUUUCUGCGAGACCACUUCAUUCCUAUGCAGCAGGUGUGAAUGGUAUUCCUCUCUACAUAUUGCGGUUGGCGUGGCCUGUAAUUUCGUCUUGUUUAACUGCUCUUUUUAAUUACUCCUUAGAACAGUCAUCCUUUCCGUCUCAGUGGAAGAGGGCGCUCAUUCGCCCUCUCUCGAAGACUCGCAUUCCCUCAUCCCCAUCUGACACGAGACCGAUUGCAAACUUGCCUGAGUUGUCUAAAAUACUUGAACGUAUUGUUGCCUCACAGAUUGCUGACUAUUUAACUAAGCUUAAUCUUAUCAAUACGAGACAGUCAGCUUUUCGUCCGUAUCAUAACACUCAGUCUGCGCUUUUGCGUGUGUGUGACGAUAUAAAGAAAGCGAUUGACUCUGGACUUGUUACAAUCAUGAUCCUUUUCGAUUUUAGCAAGGCGUUUGACACAGUACCACAUCUCAGACUUCUGAUUAAACUCAAAGAAUUGGGUUUUUCUGACCCCACUCUUAUCUGGCUUUUCUCAUACCUUACCGGUCGCUCUCAGGCUGUCGCUGAUGAUGAGGGUAACCUUUCUUCUUGGCUUAUUACUCUGUGCGGUGUUCCGCAGGGCUCUGUCCUCGGUCCACCUUUGUUCACUCUUUACAUUAAUGACAUUGGUACAGUCUUGAUAUAUUCCGAUUACAUGAUAUUUGCUGACGAUGUUCAAAUUUAUCGUUCAUGUGCUCUUUCUAAUCUCCUCCACAACCUUAACUUAAUCUCCAAAGAUGCAAACGCUAUCUUCGACUAUGCAAAUGUCAAUGGUUUGAAACUAAACCCUGCAAAAUCCAAAGUCAUUAUUUUUGGCAGUGGAAUAAAUAUCAACAAUAUUGAUUUGAAUGCAUUACCACCUAUUAUUGUUAACCACACGCCUUUGCCAUAUGUAAGUGAGGUGAGAAACCUUGGAGUUUGUUUCGAAUCGAAUCUCUCUUGGAAUAAGCAUGUCUCGCAUGUCUCGCAGAGAGUUCAUCAUGCGUUGUAUAAACUGAAAUUCAGUAAGAAUUCUCUUUCCACCGAACUUAGAAUCAAGCUGGUAACAUCUCUGGUACUACCCCACUUGGACUACUGCUGCCUUGUCUAUCAUGGCUUGAGCAAGGAACUUAAUCUGAAGUUACAGAGACUUGUAAACUGCUGUAUCAGAUUUAUCUUUAAUUUGCGAAAAGACGAGCAUAUAACGCAAUAUCGACGACGCCUAGGGUGGUUGUCCGUAGAAAAUAGAAGAUUGUAUUUUCUUGGCUGCCAAAUGUAUCGUAUCAUCUACAUGGGCUCGCCAGCAUAUCUGAGUGAACUUUUUACCCCACUUAGCCCAUCGCUCAGAAGAUCCACUCGAAUUGCAAAUUGUUCUUCGCAAACCUUCCAUAUCCCAGCUUUCCGAACGGAAAUAUAUAGAAAUUCCUUUCUGAUAUCGGCCAUCUAUUUUUGGCACUCUCUCCCGGACAAUAUUACAUCAGCAACUACUAUUGCAGCUUUUAAGAAUCUCCUCCGAUCCUACCUGCUGUCAUCCGAAUUCUCAGACUAA
Temnothorax curvispinosus is the source of this 2703-nucleotide messenger RNA. RefSeq lists its product as uncharacterized. The record is from RefSeq and is a predicted model, not a curated record. Lineage: Eukaryota; Metazoa; Arthropoda; Insecta; Hymenoptera; Formicidae. The coding region runs from base 1 to 2703 and encodes 900 amino acids. The transcript has a single exon.